Molecule: messenger RNA, 2391 nt
Organism: Penaeus chinensis
Lineage: Eukaryota; Metazoa; Arthropoda; Malacostraca; Decapoda; Penaeidae
Product: transmembrane protease serine 11D-like
Exons: 13
Coding region: 98-1849 (583 amino acids)
Biological process (GO): proteolysis
Molecular function (GO): serine-type endopeptidase activity
Source: RefSeq, a predicted model, not a curated record
CUCCGUUGUCCGUUGCAGCCGUCAGUGUAGUCUCGACCGGUGUGGAGUGAGGACGUCCGUUCCGCGUCCCUCUCAUGUCCGUGAAGGGAGGCCCGCGAUGAAUUCCUCAGAGGAAGCAGUGUAUCGACCUUUUCUCUCUCUUCGUAGGCCCCGAGCAUCCUCACGGCCCAUGACGAUGAACUGGACGCUCGUGACCAUCGCUGUCAUGUCAUUGGUAUCGACAGUGACGAUGGGGAACCAGCAGCAUCAGCCAGGCCUUCAGAAUGGUCAUCUCUCGUCGUAUACAGCAUCCCGGGGGCUCAGUCCAGGGCAGAGCUGGGAGGCGAAACCACGAGACCACGACCUUGCGCCUGCCCAAGAUCCUCUCUCCAUCUCCCCCGUGCCAAGGCGAAGGAAGAGGAAUAAGAAGAAGAAGAAGAAGAGGAGAAGGAAGAGGAGGAGAAACUUUUCCCCAAAUUACGUGGAGAGAUUUGUGCGACGGGUAAUGAUCAACAGAAUGAAGGACAGACUUGUUAAAAAAGCAACGUGUGGAAGAAGUUACAACGUCAGAAGCAAUCACGUCUUAAAGAUCCGGCUGCAUGACCCCGGCACUUGCAACAUCAUGUUCAGGGCAAGCCCGAAAGCAGCCUUCAAGCUAUCCUGUUCAGCAGUGACAGUUGACAGCUGUGACACCUCGCAGCUACAUCUCUCUUUCAGCAAUUCGACGUUGGUCAAAAUUUGUGGAGGGACGACCACGGUGAACGAGAAGAUGCUGACGGAGCUCCUCCUGACUCACAGAGUUGUCUCCGGAAGUUCAGAUUCUUCGUCAGAACCUACGGUAGUCAAGUGCAACGUCAUCGGUAGAGGAGGUGCAGGUCAUCGGGCGCAAGGAACACAAAAAUGCCCAAUGUCGUGUGGUAAGACCGAAGUAAAUGCCGACAGCAUACCCUCGGUUUAUGUUAAUGCACGAACUGCCGUCGACUACAUCCAGAAGAUCACAGAAGAAACUACGGAAGAAACAACGGAAGAGACCACCGAAUCGUUCACAGAAGCUUACACGGAAGUCACCACCGACCCCUCCUUUGAGAAGGACACCAAGAACGCCUCAGCUCUUCCUUCAACCUUAUCCUUGAAGGUCCAGGGGGGCACCGACGCUGUCAAGGGCGAGUGGCCGUGGAUGGUGUACCUGCACUUGCUCAUCAAAGGCUCACUGCUCUACUGUGGCGGGACGAUCGUCAGCCCGCGGUUCGUUCUGACGGCCGCCCACUGCGUGUUCGAUGUGAAGAUUGAGAAAGGCGACAAGGUGGUGGUUAAGGCUAACGAAUACGACUUGAAGAACAAAAAUGAAACAGUCACGCAGUCCAUCAGGGUUCAGAAGAUCAUCCUGCAUCCGAAUUAUAGCUCGGCGACGCAGAGGGGGGAUAUUGCUCUCCUGAUGCUUCGAAAAGAUCUGGUCAUGGGUCGCGGCGUCGCCCCCAUUUGCCUGCCACCCGAAGGCGACUACGAGAACCUCAACACCAUUGUCCUUGGCUGGGGGAGCUUGAGCUUUACUGGCAAGGACCCACGAACGUUGCAGAAAGGGACGCUGAAGGUCACCAAUCUGAAUGAAUGCAAGAAAAACUACACGACACUCGAAAGCAAUUACGUCAUCACGAAAAAACACAUGUGCACAGCUGCUCCGGGCGUGGACUCCUGCCUCGGGGAUUCUGGGGGGCCGAUUGUAAUGCAGCUGGGGACACGCUGGUACCAGCUUGGCAUUGUCUCGUUUGGAGAACGGUGUGCAGUGCCUGGAUAUCCGGGCGUCAACACCAACGUUGUAGAAUACACCUCAUGGAUUCUUAGAAAAAUUCGCAAAGAAAAAUGCAAGUGAUAUUUGUCUUUGGAAGAUGCUGGGAGCUGGAAGGCAGAAGAUGGUGUUUAUGUUCUGUUUUUGAUAUGAUGUUUGUAUGAGUUCCCUCGUUGAGUCAGAAAUGUGUAAAUAAUAUAUAUUACAGCUUAUCUCUCUAUUUAUUCAGUUGUAUUUUUGUAUGUCGAUUUGCAUUCGGUGGCGAAGAUGUAGGGUGUUGUUAGAUUUCAAAAUGGGAGGGCGAGACUUUACAUAAAUCCCAGAGAUUACAGGAAUACGUGUCCUUUAGAGUUCAAAUCCACUUUAGGAGAUUCACAGCGACCCCUUAUUAAGGAAAAAUCCGGUUACUUCGGUAGCGGGUGUGUGUUUUUAAUGGGGGAGGGGGUCGCAGAUAUAUGCCACUGUCCGCGUAAAUUUGCAUGUAGUGAAUGUUUGUGUGAAGUUGUUAUGAGUAUGAGAUCCACUUUGUGUACAAGAUUGUUGUUUGAUAAUUUACACUGCGUACAAAUUAGAAUUAAUAAUUUAUUUGUAUUUAUAUUGAUAAAACAAUAAAGUCGUAUGAUGUU